AUGACCCUGCUGGCAGGUGAUGGCUCUGACUACGACUACAGUGCCCUGAGCUGCACCUCUGAUACCUCCUUCAACCACCCACUCCUUCAACCUCCACCCCUGCAGGAACGUGAAGCCCGCAAAGGAGCCUUCUACAAAAGGGCACAGCCGGCCCCUGAGCUUGCCUCCAGCCAAGACCCAGCAUUUCUGUCUAAUGCUCGCAAAUUCCAUGCCAUUAUUAAUGUUGGCGGCAUGCGCUACCAGCUGCCUUGGACCACUCUGGAGGACUUCCCAUUGUCCCGCCUGGGCCAGCUGCACCUGUGCAGCACCUUUGAUGAAAUCAUGGGCAUUUGCGAUGACUACGACGUCACGCACAAUGAGUUCUUUUUUGACCGCAACCCAUGCGCCUUCCGCACCAUCUUGACCUUCCUGCGGGCAGGCAAGCUGCGCUCCCUCAGGGAGAUGUGUGCCCUCUCAUUCAGGGAGGAGAUGCUUUACUGGGGUGUCCCAGAGGAAAGCCUGGAGUGGUGCUGCCGCCGGCGUCUGCUCCAACGUCUGGAGGAGUUUGAGGCCAUGGAACGUGCCGCCGAGGAGGAGGCUCUUCUGCAGGAUUUGUCUGAUUCGGACAGCGGGGGGCAUCCGGCAGAAUCCCACUUGAGUCGUUUCAUGACUAAGCUGAGGGAUAUGGUGGAAAGACCACAUUCUGGGCUCCCCGGAAAGAUCUUUGCUUGUCUUUCAGUGUUGUUUGUCACCAUCACAGCUGUCAACCUCUCCAUUAGCACCAUGCCUGCCUUGAGGCAGGAAGAGGAGGCGGGCACAUGUUCCCAGAUGUGCUAUAAUGUUUUCAUCGUGGAGACGGUGUGUGUGGCCUGGUUCUCCCUGGAGUUCUCCCUGCGUUUCAUCCAGGAUCGAUCCAAGCUGACUUUUCUGAGGCAACCCCUCAACCUUAUCGACGUGCUUGCCAUCCUGCCCUACUACAUCACGCUGUUGGUGGACACCACCUCCAAGGGCGAGAGGCGCCCGGGGUCGGGCGGUAGCUACCUGGACAAGGUGGGCUUGGUGCUGCGUGUGCUACGAGCUUUGCGAAUCUUAUAUGUAAUGCGGCUGGCUCGCCACUCACUGGGCCUGCAGACUCUGGGCUUGACUGCACGUCGUUGCACCCGUGAGUUUGGCCUGCUCUUGCUCUUUUUGUGCGUGGCCAUCGCUCUGUACUCUCCACUGCUCUAUCUGAUUGAGAACGAGAUGGCUACUACGCAGGAGUUCACCAGCAUCCCUGCCACCUAUUGGUGGGCGGUCAUCACCAUGACAACCGUGGGCUACGGUGACAUGGUGCCCCGUAGCAUCCCAGGUCAGGUGGUAGCCCUAAGCAGCAUCCUGAGCGGCAUCCUCCUCAUGGCUUUCCCUGUUACCUCCAUCUUCCACACCUUCUCUCGCUCCUACAUGGAACUCAAGCAGGAGCAGCAAAGGAUCUUGCAGAGGAGGACACACUUCAUGCUGAGGGGUCACAUGCCCGGCCUAGGGAGCAAUCUCUCCCUGGAAAGCGACAUGCUGUUCCCCAUUGGGCCGUCUGACAACCGUGACUUGGAUGACUAA
Molecule: messenger RNA, 1572 nt
Organism: Nerophis lumbriciformis (worm pipefish)
Lineage: Eukaryota; Metazoa; Chordata; Actinopteri; Syngnathiformes; Syngnathidae
Source: RefSeq, a predicted model, not a curated record